Molecule: messenger RNA, 2836 nt
Organism: Gaeumannomyces tritici R3-111a-1
Lineage: Eukaryota; Fungi; Ascomycota; Sordariomycetes; Magnaporthales; Magnaporthaceae
Product: protoheme IX farnesyltransferase
Exons: 1
Coding region: 112-1722 (536 amino acids)
Biological process (GO): heme biosynthetic process
Cellular component (GO): mitochondrial membrane; mitochondrion
Molecular function (GO): protoheme IX farnesyltransferase activity
Source: RefSeq, a predicted model, not a curated record
CGCCUGAUUUCAAUGACAGAAUUGAGGCGAUUCAACCUCGCAACAAGCAGCGACACCCGCUAGCCUACCCAUUACCUGCCGGUCUGAUGAGUUGACAGACGGUCCACCGACAUGCCGGGCCCGCGACCAUUGCUGCCGGGCGUCGGUGCCCUGGACAAUGUCUGCUGGAGGUGUUGCAGGCGCCGGCUGCCUGCCAGGCAAAGAUUUCUAGCCCCUCUCUCGACCACAGCACGGCCAAGAUCUGCGGCUGGUGGUGGUGCUCCCUCGGCCCCGGCGCAGUCGCCUCGGGUGAAGGGCGCAUAUUUCCUGUCCAACACGCUACUCGACAGAUUCGGAGGCAUCCAGUUCAGACCAAGGGCGCGCAACAUGGGCGCGGCUGCUGUGACGUCGCGCCCACCAGCAAAACCCGCCAGCAACACCUUCAGCUCAUCACCAUACCCACGAGGCGCGGACGAGCCACCCCCGAGCGCCGCCUCCACUACGACCCAUGACGUAUUACCACAUCGACGGCGACAGGCCGCGAAACGUGCCGCCGACCCCUCCACUUCCGCCACAUCAGGCCCCGACAAGCCCUCCUCCUCCUCCUCCCCCGCCGACGCACCCCUCCCGCCCGAUGCGUCCUCGAUCCUAGCCGAGGCGGCGGCCAAGCAGCCAGCCGACUCGCUCCGGCGUAAGCUCUCGGCGCUGCUCUCGCUCUCCAAGCCGCGCCUCACCUUCCUCGUCGUCCUCUCAGCCAUGGCGCCCUACGCCCUCUACCCCGUCCCCGCCUUCCUCUCGCCAGGCGCCGCCGAGGCCACGCUCCCGUCCCUCUCGCCGCUCACGCUGCUCUUCCUCACGACCGGCACAACACUCUGCUCCGCCGCCGCCAACGCCCUCAACAUGCUCUACGAGCCGCGCACCGAUGCCCUCAUGAGCCGCACGCGCGCCCGCCCGCUCGUGCGCGGCCUCGUCUCCACCCGCGCCGCGGUCCUCUUCGCCGUCGGCUGCGCCGUCGCCGGCGUCGCGGCCCUGCACCUGGGCGUCAACCCGACGGUGGCCUUCCUGGGCGCGGCCAACAUCGCGCUCUACGCGGGCGUCUACACGCCCAUGAAGCGCCUCUCGGCCGCAAACACGUGGGUCGGCGCCGUCGUCGGCGGCAUCCCGCCCUUGAUGGGCUGGGCCGCCGCCGCGGGCGAGUCGGCCGUGGGCGACGGCUCCUGGCGCGAGCUCCUCCUGGCUCCCGACGGCUCCAGCGCCGGCGGCUGGCUCUUCGCCGCCCUCCUCUUCGCCUGGCAGUUCCCCCACUUCAUGGCGCUGUCGUGGGGCGUGCGCGACGAGUACCGCACCGCCGGCCUGCGCAUGCUCGCCUGGACGAAUCCGGCCCGCAACGCCCGCGUCGCCCUCCGCUACGGCCUGCUCGGCUUCCUCCCCAUCUGCGUCGGCCUCUGCGCCGUCGGCGUCACGGACUGGUCCUUCGCCGUCACGUCGCUGCCCGUCAACGUCUGGCUGGCGCGCGAGUCGGUCCGCUUCUGGCGCCUGCGCGGCGCCGGCGGCAGCGCCCGGGGCCUGUUCUGGGCCAGCGUCUGGCACCUGCCUGUCGUCAUGGUGCUGGCGCUGCUGCAGAAGAAGGGCAUGUGGGGCCGCGUCUGGCGGAGCCUCACGGGUGAGGGGGAGCUUGUUGGGGACGACGACGACGAGGGGUGGGAGUACGUCGAGGACGACGAUGGCGGUGGGGCCAAGUGAGCCGAUGUAUCGCGAGAGGGGACCAAACGCGCGCAUGCGCACACACAAAGUAUCACCUCAUCUCCGGUGCCCCAUACCUACCUACCUACGUACGCAUGUCAGCCUGAUGGUCUUGGCGCCUCCUGCCGACGCUCUUUACCGAUCGCGACCCUCUUCCCACGUUACCAUGUUCAAAGAGCCGCCAGGGCGGCGUGUCGCUGAAGCGCGGUACUUGUGUAAAACAAAUAGCAAAAGAAGUCAAAAAAAAAAAUCCACUCAUGUGUUCGAGCGAGGCGUUUCCCCCCGCGUGGGGCAAGCGCUUUUGGUGCAGCGGCGGCUUUCAAAGCUGGCUUCUUGGCGCGAGACAGAGACAACACACGGGGAACGCUUUGGAAGAGCACAAGACCCGCGCAGCAAGCGUGGGCGCUUGGAAUCAGGGGCGGCUGGGGGAGAGAGAGAGCGCUUCUGUGGGGUCCAGCGCGUAAAUUCGCCGACCACACACGCGCAAGAUGGUACCUAGAUGCAACAACAACCCCAGGAUACACUGCAGCUUGCACCGAUCCGUUGACCUGAAACUCGGGGAGAUUUGGUCUAGUACUAAAUUCUUUUUUUGAGUUCUCACCCGGUGGGUUGUACAGCCCUCGCUUCCUUCUCUGCUGCUCCUCUUUGUCGUGCAUGAUGGGUGUCAGACCAACAAGAGCUUGGGUCGACCUGUGGGCCAUGGGCGAGGGCGCGCGCCUCGCAUCAAAGCCCCAAAAGAAACAAAGAAACAGGUAAUCUUGAAUAGCCCCUGGAAUGCACCCGUCGACUGUCAGUCAAACAGUGACAACUUGUCUAAUUGCACGUGGUCCUCAAAGUACCAACUUCCCGUGUCUACUGAAACCCCGAUCCGCGCAAUUUGGGGGUGCAUGCCGAGAUGAUGGAUGCGGCGAUGAUUCUUUCUGUUACUUUAUUUAGGCCCGCACCCGCCUCGGGGGAAACGCCACGACAGGCCCAUUUGGGGACGAGCAAUAUGGGCAUGAAAAUCCCGAAGCCCGUUCCUGGAGGAUCACUGCGAAACAGAUGUUGAGUGGGAUAAAUGCGAGUGUAAUCAUGGGCUUCGUUUGUGAGCCCAAAAUAGAAUUUGUGCUGCUGU